AUGGCAACGCGGGGCUUCGCGCUCCCGCCUCCCGGGCCGCAGACAGGAAGCCGUCCGCGCCGGGGGCUUCUGGGAAACGGCUGGGAUCGGCGUCUGUGCGUCGGCCGCGGACAGCGGAGCUGCUGCGCUUCCCGAGCCCGAGGAUUGCCUGUGAAGAACACGAGGUAUUUCUCUGAGGCCCGUGCUCUGCCCAUCUUGAUAGUCUUUGCUUGGAGUCUUAAAAUCAGGAUGUCUGCACCGUCAGUGGAAGAAGAUUCGAUACUCAUCAUCCCAACUGCAGAUGAGGAGGAAAAAAUUCUGAGAGUGAAGUUGGAAGAGGAUCCCGAUGGUGAAGAGGGAUCAAGCAUCCCCUGGAACCAUCUCCCGGACCCAGAGGUGUUCCGGCAGCGGUUCCGGAAGUUUGGGUACCAGGAUUCACCGGGGCCGCGGGAAGCUGUGAGCCGGCUUCGAGAACUUUGCCGUCUGUGGCUCAGGCCCGAGACACACACAAAAGAACAGAUCCUGGAGCUGGUCGUGCUGGAGCAGUUCGUUGCCAUCCUACCCAAGGAGCUGCAGACGUGGGUCCGAGAGCAUCACCCGGAGAACGGAGAGGAGGCCGUGACGGUGCUGGAGGAUUUAGAGAGUGAACUGGAUGAUCCCGGGCAGCCGGUUUCUCUCCGCCGGCGGAAACGGGAGGUGCUGGUAGAGGAGAUUGUAUCGCAGGAAGAAGCUCAGGGAUUACCAAGUUCUGAGCUCGAUGCUGUGGAAAACCAGCUCAAGUGGGCGUCCUGGGAACUCCACUCCCUAAGACACUGUGAUGACGAUGCAAGGACUGAAAAUGGAGCGUUGGCUCCAAAGCAGGAGAUUCCUUCAGCAGUGGAAUCUCAGGAAGUUCCUGGUACUCUCGGUGUGGGGGUCCCUCAGAUUUUUAAAUAUGGAGAAGCCUGCUUCCCUAAGGGCAGGUUUGAAAGAAAGAGAAAUCCUUCGAGAAAGAAACAACAUAUAUGCGAUGAAUGUGGAAAACACUUCAGUCAGGGUUCAGCUCUGAUUCUGCAUCAAAGAAUCCACAGUGGAGAGAAACCCUACGGAUGUGUUGAAUGUGGAAAGGCGUUCAGCCGAAGUUCCAUCCUUGUACAACACCAGCGAGUGCACACUGGGGAAAAACCGUACAAAUGUCUCGAAUGCGGGAAAGCCUUUAGCCAGAAUUCUGGGCUUAUUAAUCAUCAGAGAAUCCACACUGGGGAGAAACCUUAUGAAUGUGUGCAGUGUGGGAAAUCCUAUAGUCAAAGCUCAAACCUUUUCAGGCAUCAGCGAAGACACAAUGCAGAAAAACUGCUGAAUGUUGUGAAAGUUUAA
This is a messenger RNA of Pipistrellus nathusii (Nathusius's pipistrelle), 1335 nucleotides long. Lineage: Eukaryota; Metazoa; Chordata; Mammalia; Chiroptera; Vespertilionidae. The record is from the annotation of a GenBank genome assembly.